Messenger RNA from Ostertagia ostertagi, 411 nucleotides. Lineage: Eukaryota; Metazoa; Nematoda; Chromadorea; Rhabditida; Trichostrongylidae. The record is from the annotation of a GenBank genome assembly.
AUGCGCAUCCCCGAUGCUGUUGCUCAGUCUGGCAUUGGACAGACUGCUAUCACUGAUGAAGGCGGCGGGAUUGUGAAGAGCAUUUAUCGCUCUGUUAUUGUUAUAAGUCUAUCGUUUAUCUUCGGCUAUUUCAGUUCAGUGGUAAUAGUUUUUGUCAACACCGUGCUUUACCUAAAUAUUGACAUAGUUUACUUGAACCAGUCUGCUGGGCUUUUCGUUUCUUUGGCAACGUCUGCCAAUUUCUUCAUUUACUACUGCAUCAGCAAAGAGUAUCGUGGAGUUUUCGACAAAUAUCUCGGGAUCGGCCACCUCAGAAUGGCAUUAUCUCACAAGAUGGAUCGUACGAGUAUUCAUGUUGCACCCAUAGCACUUCGUUCGAUAAGUAAGAACGUUUUUAGUGGAAGGAUCUAG